This is a messenger RNA of Ricinus communis (castor bean), 2005 nucleotides long. Its product is annotated as palmitoyl-acyl carrier protein thioesterase, chloroplastic. Gene Ontology annotation, biological process: fatty acid biosynthetic process. Gene Ontology annotation, molecular function: acyl carrier activity; fatty acyl-[ACP] hydrolase activity. The record is from RefSeq and is marked provisional. Lineage: Eukaryota; Viridiplantae; Streptophyta; Magnoliopsida; Malpighiales; Euphorbiaceae.
AAAAGAAAAGAAAAGAAAUUCUCGCGUUUGUUGAGCUGCUUUCCUUCCUUCCUUCCUCUCUCGCUCUCCGCUGGCUGGCUGGCUGUAGAAGUAUGCUGGAGUAAAUUUGUGCGACAUACAGAAGAUUCUAAAACCUGCUUGUUCAAUUUUGUGAAUUCCAAAAGUUGCCUAUUUAUCGAUUGUCCAAUUACAUCAUGGUUGCUACUGCGGCUGCUGCUACUUCCUCUUUCUUUCCAGUUCCUUCUCAAUCUGCGGAUGCUAAUUUCGAUAAGGCACCUGCAAGCUUAGGUGGAAUCAAAUUAAAAUCUACCUCUUGCUCUCGGGGUUUACAGGUUAAGGCAAAUGCGCAAGCCCCUCCCAAGAUAAACGGAUCCUCGGUAGGAUUCACAACAUCUGUGGAAACUGUGAAGAAUGACGGUGACAUGCCAUUACCACCACCCCCUAGGACUUUUAUCAACCAAUUACCUGAUUGGAGCAUGCUUCUUGCUGCUAUUACAACUAUCUUUUUGGCUGCUGAAAAGCAGUGGAUGAUGCUUGACUGGAAACCAAGGCGGCCUGACAUGCUUAUCGACCCGUUUGGUAUAGGUAGAAUUGUUCAGGAUGGUCUUAUUUUUCGCCAGAACUUCUCCAUAAGAUCAUAUGAAAUUGGUGCUGAUCGUACAGCGUCCAUAGAGACAUUAAUGAAUCAUUUACAAGAAACGGCCCUCAAUCAUGUUAAGACUGCUGGACUUCUUGGGGAUGGAUUUGGUUCAACCCCAGAGAUGAGCAAAAGGAACCUCAUAUGGGUGGUUACUCGGAUGCAGGUUCUGGUGGAUCGUUACCCAACAUGGGGUGAUGUUGUUCAAGUAGAUACUUGGGUGAGUAAAUCAGGAAAGAAUGGCAUGCGGCGUGAUUGGUGCGUCCGUGAUAGUAGAACUGGUGAACCUUUAACGAGAGCAUCCAGCGUGUGGGUGAUGAUGAAUAAACUGACUAGGAGGUUAUCUAAAAUUCCCGAAGAAGUUCGAGGAGAAAUAGAGCCUUAUUUUCUGAAUUCUGAUCCUAUUGUGGAUGAGGAUAGCAGAAAACUGCCAAAGCUUGAUGAUAGCAAUGCGGACUAUGUCCGCAAAGGUCUAACUCCUAGAUGGAGUGAUCUAGAUAUCAACCAACAUGUUAACAAUGUGAAAUACAUUGGCUGGAUUCUUGAGAGUGCUCCACUGCCAAUACUGGAGAGUCAUGAACUCUCUGCCAUUACUCUGGAGUAUAGGAGGGAGUGCGGGAGGGACAGUGUACUGCAGUCUCUGACUGCUGUAUCCGGCAAUGGUAUUGGAAAUUUGGGAAAUGCUGGUGAUAUUGAGUGCCAGCACUUGCUUCGACUUGAGGAUGGGGCUGAGAUAGUGAGGGGAAGGACUGAGUGGAGGCCAAAGUACAGCAGCAACUUUGGUAUUAUGGGUCAGAUUCCAGUCGAAAGUGCUUAAGAGUUGCUGUCUUUGUCGACUGGAGUGGCAUUAGUCUCCUCCUAAUGUCACAACUCACAAAGCCUUUGUAGAAAUCCUCCUUCGUUCAGUUAUUGGAGUUAUAUAUGUUUCUUUUUUUUUUUUUUGAUAUAUAUAUAUUUAUAUAUUCUUUUUCUCAUUUCAUGGAAAAGGGGAAGUUGUAAGCUCGUGUAAUUAAGUUGCUGAACUCUUUAUCUCUCACUUUCACUCUCUUUCUCUCUCCUUUGAAGUGGCUCUGCUUUUGGAACCUGAAAGAGUCAAAUUUGUCAUGGGAGAAGCUCUCUCUCUCUCUCUCUCUCUCUCUCUCUUGCUUGCCAACAGCCUGUUCAACUUGGUUGGUGUUAGCAUGUUCCGACAUGGCCCCUACUCCCGAUUGUCUGGAUGCUUCAGAAUUAUGGCCUUCAUUAGGGGGAACACAUGUAUAUUUGCGGCAUUCUUUUAUUACUUUUUUAUCCCUUGUUAAUUUAGGAAUCGACAGAAAACUGGAUUUGAUGGUUCAUUUAUUAUUUUUGAGUAGUAGUUAUUAUCAUUGA